Molecule: messenger RNA, 1583 nt
Organism: Drosophila simulans
Lineage: Eukaryota; Metazoa; Arthropoda; Insecta; Diptera; Drosophilidae
Exons: 8
Coding region: 272-1546 (424 amino acids)
Source: RefSeq, a predicted model, not a curated record
UAACAUCUAUCGGAUUUUGAGGAACUGAUCUGAUUCGUUCUAUCUAGUUUUAAUAUACCUAUGGUUGUUUUUUACAAGGGGAUUUUAACAAACACAAAAGUAUUUAAGUUUGCAUUUAGCUGCUAAAUAUGUUUUCUCUGUUAGCCACGUUUAGCAUGCUUGGUAGAGCAUGUUGAAUAUGCGCACAAGGUGGAACCAAGAAAGACAGUUUUGAUUCUUUGGUUUUCAGAUUCCAUAUUAUAUCAAAAAGUGUCAUGAGUGUGUGCGAAGUAUGGCGCAGCAUUUUAAUAUAAUCAUUUUUGUUAUGCACUUAAUUGCUUUAUGGCAUAGUUAUGUUUGCGAAAUCAAUGUUGGAACAAAUAUUCAUGAAAUACUAGAAAGCCAUUUAAUGCCACUUGAUCUCUUUACAUUAUGUGCAAAAUGUCGGCUUAGGAACAAAAUUUCGAAUGAGUUUACUGCGGUUCUACACUUAAUGACAUAUCACAGAAAAAUGAUUCACAACUACAUGACAUCUAAUUAUCUUUCAAAGGAAAUUUUAAAUUCAAUGAAUAUUAAAGAAAAUGAACUCAUCAAAAGUGGAAUUAAAGGAGAUACAUAUUUUGAAGGAAAUCAGUCGAACGCAAAAUCCUCUGACGUCUUUAAUAAAAUGUUAGUGGAAAGCGGCUCUUUACAAUACAAAUCACUGUUAAAAAGCUUAAUGGCUAUAUAUUACCGCGAUACAAAUUCAAAGGAAAUUAGUCAGUAUACCUAUGGAAGUGGGAAUCGAUAUCGAAGGUCGUCAGAUCCAAAUCAGCCGAGUUCCGCAGCAACAGAAGAAUAUGAUUACGGGGACAUUACUGGCUAUGCUUAUACGGGUGCCCCUUCAUUGGCCCCUAGAUCCCAUUUCAUUUCUCCUGGAGAAUUUAACAACAAAUUAAUCUUCAAGGAUAAUUUUGCCUUAAUUUCGAAGAAAAACAAUAAAAAUGGAUAUGAUCAUCCCCAAAAGGAAUACACAUCCGAUUAUGAGGAACAUUCGGAGCGCCUGAAUUCUGUUACCGAUUUAUCAAAAAAUAAGAAAGAAAUAAAUUUUAAGGACAUAUCGGACAUCGCACUAACAACAUUAGCAUUUUUAUCGUUUGGAAUGUUUACACUACAAGUGCUUAUGUGCAUAGUUAUGAGUAAAGAAGAUGAACAAAGUAUAAUGAUGCUUCCUAUGGAAGUAACUGAGCCUUCUGAAACAAUUGAUGGGACUGAGGAAAUAAGAAGACGAAAACGAUCCGUGAAUAAAAAUAAAACAUUUAAACAGAUUAUCGACAUGUCGAGGCUUAUGCUCAUCUCAGUAGAAAAUGUAGCUUCAACUGGACAAACUGCAAUUUUCAAUGGACGGAACUUACCUUGCAAUAUUUAUACUGCAAGGGAACUAUCUUUUCAACAGAAGGCUUGGAUAUUAUUAAUUAUACUUGGAUCAACUGGAACUUCAUCUGCAAUUGCUGGAAACUACAUUUUGCUUUUAAAAAAUAUGUUCAAUAUAUUUAAAUCCUGCUUUGAAAAUUAUAGCAAGUUUUAAUAAAUUAUGUAAAAAAGAAGAUUUCUUGGAAUUGGCU